Molecule: messenger RNA, 1437 nt
Organism: Parasteatoda tepidariorum (common house spider)
Lineage: Eukaryota; Metazoa; Arthropoda; Arachnida; Araneae; Theridiidae
Product: cysteine-rich venom protein AnHyalC
Source: RefSeq, a predicted model, not a curated record
AAGAAAAGAAUGAUUACAGUAAUUAUCACAUUUAUUCUACAACAAACUUUCAUUAUGAGUCAAGAGUGUCCUGACAUCUACAGGAGAUAUACAAAAGAUCACACAGGCUGCUUACAACGUAAGAGCAGUUGCGAAUUUCUCAAGAUAGGAAUGGAUGAUCCAGAGACUGAAAAAGAGAUCAUACUAAGAUAUCACAACGAGAUAAGAAGCAAGAUAGCCACUGGUCAAGAAAAAGGUGCGGGAGGUAUGCCACCAGCUGCAAAUAUGCUUGAAUUAACGUGGGAUGAUGAGCUGGCACAUUUAGCUCAAAAAUGGGCAGAAAAUUGCCGCAUACCCUGUUGCGAGCACGAUUGUUGGCCAUGCCGAGCAACAAGAACUUUUACAGUGUGUCAAUGUAUGUCUACUCAUCCUUAUUAUUGUCCGAAAGAUGGAAAUUGCCGACCUAGAAAGAAUGAUUGGAUUGCGUCAAUCAAGCUAUACUAUGAUGAAGUCAGUAAUUUUGAUAAAAAACUUAUAAAGAAAAUGGCGUGGGCCAGAAGAUGGGGCCAUUUUGUACAGGUUAAUUGGGCGAAAACUUAUAAAGUUGGUUGUGGUGUUUCGAUCUAUCGAUUGAAUUCCAGAGAAGUAAAUCAUUUUUAUGUUUGCGACUAUGGACCAUCGCCUGAUAUGAGUGGGGGUGUCAUGUACUUAGAAGGGCCACCUUGUUCAGCAUGUCCAAUAAACUCAUGUUGCGGUGCAUCUACCUGCAGCCAUGGAGGUUAUCCAGGACUUUGCCACUUGUAUAGUACACCACCACAGUAUUCACAUUCACCGAAUCGGCGAUUCUACUGCGCCUUCCAAACCGGUGAUUCGAAUUGCGCUUUCACCCAAGAAGGAGACGUUGGUUGGCAAAUUUUCACGACUGUAGAUGGUAAUAUGGUGAGCACCGUACUCGCGCCAGGUCAGACUGCGUCCAUUCAUUUACAGCAGUGGAUUUAUGCAACCAAUGGCUCCUGCUUGUAUCUUUUAAUGAAAGCAGGCCCCAAUGUUGCCGGACAAAAGAAUGCCAUUCUCUCUAGAGUUAUUCUAGAUUACAACGGAGAACAAUUUCCGACAUUCGUAUGGUCGUAUGUGACUUGGGAAUUCCACAAAUUCCCUGUUGUUUUGAAAAAAGAUGGUUAUUUCCAGGUAACCUUAUCGAUGCAGGUGGCAACUGGAGAUCCUCCUCAGUUUUUUGAGUGUAAAGAGAUCGAAGUCGUCGAAGAACCUUGCGAUUUCCAUAUUAAAGAAAUUAGUUCUGGAAGUCAGCGAUGGGAGAUUUCAACACUCUUGCAAUCAGUCUUUUGCCUUCUCACGUUUUGUUGCUUCUUUUCCUAAACGAGAUUGACAAAAACUCAUUAUGCACUUUUUUUCGCUGUAGUAAUUUUCUACUGUAAAAAUUAAAUAGUUAAUAAUUAA